AUGUUUGUGGUGCUAAUUUCUGCGUUGUUUUUUUUUUUUUUUUUUGCAAGAACUGAAUUGAGGCAGCUCGUGGCCUUCAGCGGGGCUGCCCUCCAUGUGGCCUCAGCAGAUAGACAAAUGUGCAAUGAACUCCGUGAGUCCCGCCGGGGUCGCCAGCUGUGCCUUAUCCCUUUGAAAGCGAUUUGGAUUUCCGUCUGCAAAAGUGUUGGGCGUGGGUCUCAGCUGCUUGGGUGCUCGGGCCAGCCAGGCUCCGUCCGGUACCGGUCCUCCUCACCGAGCAAGGGCGAGGACUUGCUGGGCUGGCAAGGAAAGGUGAUUCCUUUACUGUGA
This is a messenger RNA of Rangifer tarandus platyrhynchus (Svalbard reindeer), 330 nucleotides long. The record is from the annotation of a GenBank genome assembly. NCBI's taxonomy places the organism in Eukaryota, Metazoa, Chordata, Mammalia, Artiodactyla, Cervidae.